Xyrichtys novacula (pearly razorfish) is the source of this 6384-nucleotide messenger RNA. The record is from the annotation of a GenBank genome assembly. Lineage: Eukaryota; Metazoa; Chordata; Actinopteri; Labriformes; Labridae.
UAUCAUGAUGGGUGGGUCUUCUCAUCUCCUGUAGACGAUAGUCAAACACUUCCAGGCGAGUUUACCUGCUUUAAAAACGAUACUUUAAAGUUUGGCAACCGUACCAGACAAGUUGAAGAAAGAGUAGGACACCCAUUCUCUUCACUGCUACUCCCGCCAUUAGUUCAAACAAGCCAAGUCUGAAGGCUCAAGAGUCGUCGAAAUUUCUAGCAUGGAUGGUUGACACAAGACGGACGACCGUCGGUGGCUGAAGAAAGAGCAGGACACUGGUGGUUGAAAGGCGAACAAAAACGGAUGUGAAGAAAACUAAACUUCAACAGAGCCUUUACAAGCAGUGGAAGAAGAGUGCCGACGUGUUUGGUUAUAGCCAUGUGCUACAUUUCUUUUGUUUCCAUCAAGUAAUAAAGUUUAAGUGAAGUGAAGUAAGCUAACGCUAGCUGCCGGACAAACAGUCAUUAUCCGGCGGGCUUCAGCAGCAGCAGCGACCCGCAGACCGACACCAUGACCCGUGAGCGGCAGGUGUUCCUCAGCAAUCCGCGUCCAUCCACCAUCACCCAGCGAGUACAGCUAACAUACAAGCUGUUUUUACUGGAAAAUGCACGGAAUACACUCGAACAAGAGCUACUGUGCUUCACUAAAAAGGUAAUAACUAUUUAAAAUUCAUGCUUAGAGUCUCUGUUAAAUAAAUCGGCUAGCUUAAAAAACAGGUAGGCCAUGUGGUCAGCUUUUUAUACAGCAGGCGUAAUUAACGUCGUUUGCAGAGACGGCAUGUGGAGACCGCGUUGUUGUAAUUGUUAGAACAGUAAAAAACGAUUUUAACAUUUAUUUUAUCACAUGGUGUGUAGAUAAUAAUGCAAAAUAAGUUAUCAUAGUUUGCUGGAGCUGAAGCUGAUUUCUCAUAUGGAUUAUUAUUAAUCUUCCCGAAUAGACUGAAAGAUUAUUCUAGCUAUUAAAGCCAUAGACUGUAUAUAAGAUGGACAGAGUCUGCCUCCUCGCUGGGUGAAGCCACUCCGAGAACAGCGCCCUCUGAUGGUGGGCUGCAGUACAGGUCAUAAAUCCCGCCUCCACCAGCAAAGCUUAUGGGACAGAACAUAAUUUUUUCUCCCCUCUGGUUGUGAUGUUGACAUAUAGUUACUGUAAGACUGGUUUGUGCCCAAGUCCUUUUUUUUCUGUACAGCUCCGUUUUUAAAAGUUACAAGGGGGUUCAUGUUUUCUGUGAUUGACACCUGGUACAGCCUAUGGGCGUUCAGGGAUUGCGUAGCUCUUCCGGGGGAAUACGCUGUUUGACCCGAGCGUCAUCACAGGGACUCUCGGCGACUGCGCGGCCGAAUGCGCACAUUGCUACUGCACAGCUCUGGUUUCAAGGAAGUGGAGAAAAACCCGGAAUUACCGAGAGCUUUUUGGCUUCAAAUCCGUAUACAGGCGGAAGGCGGAACCAGGUUGUCCUUCUUAUAUACAGUCUAUGAUUAAAGCAAAUAUCAAACCAUGAACGUAUGACCACAUUUGUGCUGUUGGAAAGUUUGCUGUAAUUGUUACAAGUCUUAUUUUUUUAACCUUGUGUCACUCUUACUCCAGGCCUAUGAAGAGGUCCAAGAUUUCCUGAAUUCACCCUUACCCUCAAGUGUUUUCACCGAUCUUGCAAUGACUUUAGAUACGAAAUGUCAAGCUAUUGUCAAGCUCUCAUCUAUGUUGAAGGACCAAACAGCCACACAGUUCAGUGAGUCGAAGAUUAUUCUUAUAGUUUUUUUACCAAUAGUGUUACAUUUUAAAUGUUGAUUUGACUGUUGGCAUAAUAUGUUCAUGUAGAUUCUCAUUCAUCCAGGUCAUGGUUUUUUUGAAGACUCCAACAACAGGCAACUGGACUGUGUAGAGUUGAGAAGACGUUUCGCCUCUUAUCCAAGAAGCUUCUUUAGAAGAUGUUGGCAUAACGGUGAAAACUCUCUCCGUCUGUUUUUUCUUUCCUGAUAUAGAGUCACAAGUUUGUGUUACAAAUGGGGUGACAACAGACCACCUAAAGCCACUUGAAGACCAAAGGAUCCAAAAGACAGAUGUGCUUAAGUUUGGGCCCAUGUUGCAGAGCUCGCUCAUGGUCAACUCCGUAGCCAAAGCUGUCCAGGUGCUUGGAACCGCUCUCUCCCUGCAGCAGUUCAAACGUUUCCUUUUUUCCCAGCCUGCAGCAGUCCAGCAGGAUGACCAGAUAUGCAGCGUGUCGUCCAGCUUCAACGAUACAGUUGCAAGCUCAUCCUCUAAUUUAAAGGCUGAAGAAAAAGAUCAUGGGAUGGUUUUUAAGGAGGUAUGCUUGCCAGAUGAUGUGACUGCUGCACCUGUCGAUAUGCUGAGUUCUGAAAUCAGCCCUGAGAGACCAUGGCCACAACCACUACUACCCCCUUUACAGGCUAUAUUCCAAGAGAUCAGUAACCCCAGACCAAUGAUAAUAACACCGCUGAAUAGCUGGGGCUAUGAGGACGAUGUCCAGGUGCAACACCAAAAACAAACAUCCUCUCAGCUGCUCCACUUCCUCAGAGCUAAAGCUAAAAACAUGGGUGCACUAGAGGUCACUGUCAUGGAGUGUAGGAAAAGCUUUAACACCUCAGGUUCACCACAGUCGAUGUCACCUACAAUCAAAACACAAAGCUACCAAGUCAGGCAGGUUGUGACAGAUGAUCUGAUGAAUGGACUGACUCCAGAAGCACUGCACACUGACAUUGAGAACCACACCCCCAUCUUCAGAGUUAAAAGAGUGGAAUCAAGUGGCUCUCUGACCUACUCCUGUGUUAUCGCAACAAAGACUGAGUUGUGGGAUAUUGGAGACAUCUGCACAGAGGCUGUACUGGGUGUUUCUGAAGUGAGGCCCUCGGAAAAUGAAGAUAUCCAAAAUUCAACAACUAAGGUGGAGGACCCUUGUGUCAAUAUUCAGCUGGAAUCCCAAACUCACCAUCACACAAAACCAGAACAUGAGAGGAACUCUACUGAUGCAAAAACACCAGCAAACUCUGCUACCACGAUUCCAGAGUUCCAGGUCCGGAAAUUCGAGGAGACUGAAGUGGUUGUGUCUCAUAUUGUCAACCCAGGGCACUUCUACAUUCAGAACUCAGACUUCAUCACAAAGCUGCAGGCCCUUAUCACACAGUGAGUUGUUCUGUAUGAAUUCUAGUUUAAUGUCCACAUCCCAGCCUUCUUGAUCACAAUAAAACUAAGAGAGCCUCCCUUUUUCGGUUCAUUACUGUUGUCUCUUUGAUUCGAAUGCUUCUGGUUGUCAUUAUUUUUUUCUCUUUUGCAGCAGCUGGGAAGCUAGUAGCUCAUAUGCCGAGCAGAGCUGCAUUCCAGACAUUGGAAGUCUUGUAAUGGGCUGGUUUCCUAAACAGGAACAAUGGUGCAGGGCUCAGGUGACCAAGAUAUGUGGUGUAAGCGGAGGUGAGUCCAACUUUGUGAUUUGGAAUGAGUUUGCAAAUGCAUACCUCUAGAUGGUAGCAGUGUCUCUUUACUUGCCUGUAGCCACUUGGGAAUUCCUUUCAGGGUUUUUUCAGUUCAACCUUUCUCGUUCUCUUCUAUUUGGGAUAUCAGCUGACUCCCCUGAGGGCAAUGGCAGUGAGACAUCUAUCAAGGUGGAGGUGAAGCGGCUGGACUAUGGUGAUACCGCCUGCUUGUCACUGUUGGACAUCAAGGAGCUGACCCCAGAGAUGACCGUGGUACCACUUCAAGCUGUACAAGUUUCACUAGCAAAUGUGAGUGACAUCAUACUGACAGUUUAAAACUUGUUCAUGAUACAGAGAGCAUUAUCAAGUCAUUUUCAGACAAGCAUCUGGAAAGUUUCUGGAAAAUUUUGGGGGCUCUGACAAGGAAAUUUAUUUGACAGUGCGGUUCACACGUAAACACACGUACACAGAAGUCAGUGCUGUUGGAAGGGGGGGUAUUAGGCUAUGUUCACACUGCAGGUCAAUUCCGAUUUUUUUAACCAUAUGUGACACAUAUCUGAUUUUUUCAUCUAAGUGUGAACAGUGCAAUUCAGAUUUUUUCAAAUCCGACCCAGGCCUCUUUUGUAUGUGGAUAUUUUGUAUGUGCAGUGUGCACGCUCAGGUCGCAUUCAUCCAACCUUUACGUCAUCAAUAUGCGACAAACGUCCCCAUUGUUCGACAACACAAACAGGCGCGGAAAGCAAUUUGUGCUUUGUGGGCAUGCGGGUCACUUCACGGACGCAUUCCGUUCACAUUAGAUGCCAAAUUCGUUGUUGUAAUGCGAACAACCGCACAAAAAGAUCGGAUUUAACAAAAUACCCGAAUUGUGCAUCAUAACCUGCAGUGUGAACGUAGCCUUAGACACUGUGGUAGUCACUGUGAUGUUUUACAAAUCUAAAGAUUUAGUGAACCUAAACAUGCCACCUCAGUCUUACACAAAACUUAUUCCUGUUUAUGGCCUGAAAACUUCAAUAAAUAGAGCAAACUGACCAUCUCUUCUUACAAGUUGUGCUACAGCAGCAUUUUUUAACCAAGUAGCUAAACUAGACAGAACACAGACUGUGUGUUGUGCAGAAACACCCCUCGGCCGCUUCCCCUGCUGCUACUCAUAAUGAAUUCUCUGGUAGAUUUGCUGCUGCGUUCUCACAUGAGCUCACCCUGACUUUACCCCAAAAUGAUACUAGGGGGCUGGUAGGAAAUAUUUCGGGUAACCAAAAACAACAAUUACUUAAUAACCAGAAAAAAACUGCUCUGGAAAGAGGUUAAUUAGAUCUAAUACAUAAUUGAAAUGCUCAGACUUUUACAUCUCUGCGAUUGUAUUUUAUAAUUUUUAUAAUUUUUAAAAUUAUUAAUUAUUUAAUUUAAUUAUUUUUAUAAAAGCUGGGUCUGUGCUGGUUAUAUAUUUCAGCAAUUUAGCAAUAUUUUGUACAGGAAAAACUAUUCAUCCUCGGCACUGGUGUCACCAUGCAGGGAUACAUAGAGUAGGCCUUCUGUUGUUGAAAAGUUUAUUGUCUUGUUGCACUGGAAUCAAGUUUUUGCUUGGUGUUGAGGAACAAAGAAGUUCAGGUAUCAGUAUCAUUCAGAGGAACAUCUCCGUAUGUACGAGGGGGGUACCACAUACACGCGUUAACAUCUAUAAUGAACAUGUUCAGAUUUACAGCGACAGCCACGCAGAUUAAGCCCUCCCAGGAUUUGUAUCUGUGGAAGUGGUUAAUAUGCUGUCCUUCGCUGUGAGAUUGUAGACUCAGUAACAGAACUGGCAUUAGUCCACAUGAUUAGUCACAGCCUUAUCUAUUCCUGGGUGAUAAAGGAAGUGAAUUAUCUUAGUUCAUGGUAGUUUUUGUCUGUUUCCUCCCCCUUAAGGUGACGCCUGUGAAUGGGGGUGUUUGGUCUGAGGAGGCAGUGGGCUGGUUCCAGGCAAUGGUUCACAACAGGACGCUUUAUGCCAGACUGUACCCACAGGGGCCCAAAGUCACAGUGGAGCUGUUCCUGGAAAAGGGAAAGCUCGGAGCAAUGAGGUACUUAAGUGCGACCCUUUCUAUUCACUCAGCAUUGUUGUGUGUGCGCCAAGUGCCCCAAUAGUCUUUUUAUAAAUGUUUGUGGUGAAUUAGAAAGUGGAACAACAAAUGUAAUGUGACGAAUUGUUGGAUUUAUUUGUACUUGAUUUCAAAGCAAGUAAGUGCCCAAUAUUUUAACAGCAAAAUUGAACUAUUACUCUUUCAGGAGAGGUGCACCACUGUCUAUAAGGCUGGCCGAGAACGGACACGCGAAGCACAGGAAACUGCCAAAUUUUGGCCUAAUGAAAAGAAGUAAGAAGAGAAAUAAUAUGGAUAUUGUUUAACUCAGCGUUGCAUCUACAGCAGAUGGCAGUGUAGCCUCUUAAUGUCCAGAGCAGCACUGGUUUUCAUUCAAAAUUUUCCCUCUUUCACCCGACUGAUUUUCACUACAAGUCUUUUAUUUUCUCUCUGAAGGCGCUGCUCAAGUUAAAAUGAAGAAACAGGACUCGGAGUGGGAAAAAUACCUCAUUGCAUGCUAUACCCAAAACAGGGAUUAGAAGUGGAGAAUGUUUGUAAUUACAUGAUAUUUUGUCUUGCAUAUCUUCUAGCCAGUGUAAGAUUAAACAUUUAGAUGGCAGCCUAUCAAAGUUACAGACAAACCUAAACACAAAGAUGUUUAAUGGUUCUUAAAAGAGAGGGAGAGAAAUCCAGCUUUUUUUGACAAUCUGUUUUCAAGUGAAUAUGCAGAUUAAUGAUUGACAAACCACUGAGAUCGACUCUAUACAAUCAAAGAAAAAUUUUGUAAAAUUUGUAAAAAUUUUCUGUUGAGCUUUAUUGCCUUUAGUUAAUUUGUUCUUGAGGGAAAAAAGCAUUUAUAAUUCUGAAUGAAAGUUGUAUCUGAAAAUCGUAAUAAAACUUUAUCUUAAAUCUAA